CUCUCUCUUACCCUUCAACAUUUUUUCCCUCUCGCUGGAAAUCUCCUCUGUCCACCACCACCCCACAAACCCUUCAUUCGCUGCACCGAUCAUGACUCUGUCACCUUCACCAUCAUUGAGUCCCAAGCUGAUUUCCAACUUCUCUCAUCCAACCACCCCAAAAGUCUCAAAGACUUGGAUCACUUGGUUCCUACGUUGACAUUCACAAACGUGCAUGAUGAUGACACGUUCACUUUCCCUUUAGUGGCAUUGCAAGUCACAGUUUUCCCCAACCAUGGCCUUUGCAUCGCCAUCACAUAUUGUCAUGUGAUGGAUGGUAAGUGUUGCAGUCAUUUCAUGAAGUGUUGGUCUUCCAUUUGUCGAAGCGGUGGCGUUGACUUGACACUUGUGGAGAAGUCUCCACCGUGCUUUGCUAGGGGAGUGUUGAAGGACCCCAAUGGACUCGAGGCCAUUUUCUUAAGAGACUAUUUUGAAGAGAGGUCAACUUGGAAGGAAAAACUCAUUGGUCAAACUUAUAAAAGUUCCGGUGGUGAUGCUGAUGAGGACUUUGUUAAGGCAACGAUUGUUUUUAGAAGAGAUGACAUCGAGAGGCUGAAAAGAUGGGUGUUGGACCAGUGGAAGGAAAGUGAGGAAUUCAACGUGCCACAAUAUGUAUCAAAAUUUGUGGUGACGUGUGCUUUUGUGUGGGCUUGUUCGGUUAGAACAAGAUGCAGAAAUGAUGAAGAAGAAAAGGAGAAAGAGGAGUAUUUUCGUUUUGCUGCAGAUUGCAGAGAUCGCCUUGAGUAUCCUGUGCCAAAAACAUAUUUUGGAAACUGCUUAACGUUAUGUUAUGCAAUGCUAAAGAGAAAGGAUCUCAAGGGAGAGAGUGGUUUUGUGAAUGCGGUCAAGGCCAUUGAAAAGGCAUUGACUGAUAUGAGAAGUGAACCCUUUAAAGAUGCAGAAAACUGGAGGGCGUCGUUUAAGAAGAUGUUUGUGUUGUCGCUGGAAAUCUCCUCUGUCCACCACCACCCCACAAACCCUUCAUUCGCUGCACCGAUCAUGACUCUGUCACCUUCACCAUCAUUGAGUCCCAAGCUGAUUUCCAACUUCUCUCAUCCAACCACCCCAAAAGUCUCAAAGACUUGGAUCACUUGGUUCCUACGUUGA
Molecule: messenger RNA, 1146 nt
Organism: Cajanus cajan (pigeon pea)
Lineage: Eukaryota; Viridiplantae; Streptophyta; Magnoliopsida; Fabales; Fabaceae
Source: RefSeq, a predicted model, not a curated record